This is a messenger RNA of Fusarium verticillioides 7600, 423 nucleotides long. RefSeq lists its product as hypothetical. The transcript has a single exon. The record is from RefSeq and is a predicted model, not a curated record. The coding region runs from base 1 to 423 and encodes 140 amino acids. NCBI's taxonomy places the organism in Eukaryota, Fungi, Ascomycota, Sordariomycetes, Hypocreales, Nectriaceae.
AUGGAACUUAAGGAGCAGUCGGCCGAGGCAAUCUCCACGAUCUUGAGCCAUGUAGCAGACAUGCAUGGGAUUAAAACUGCUCUCUACGACACUACACGACAAUCUUUGCAAGACCCGGAACGCGAAGUCACCGCACUCCAAGAGGAACACGAGGCCGAACUCAAGGCCAAGGAUGAAGAGAUCAAAGCCCUGAUGGAGUCGGCGAAUGAUCUGCGCGAGAACCGCCGAGAUAAAGACGACAUGAUCGCCAUGACCAAGGAGAUGAACAACUUCCUUGUCGGUCAACUCCAGGAACUAAAGGAGCUGUACAAGGCCAAAGAAGAGAACAUGCGUCUAUUGAUGACCGAGCAGAAGAAGCAGGCGGAAACGCGACUGAAGGCAGUUCCCAAACGCAAACUUCCGGCUCAUGCUCGUUUUCCUUGA